AGGAGGUAACUUAGUGGAAAGUGGAACAAAGUGGAAAGAAACAAGCUUUCAUAGUAAUGGCGUUCUUACUCACCGUCGCGGUGCUGCUCGCGGCGUGCUCUCUCUCCGGCACUCGAUCGCCCAUCCUAGAGGCGAGCGUGGAAGAAAUCCAGCAGGCCUUCCGGUCCGGGAGCCUCACCUCGCGCGAGCUCGUCGGUUUCUACCUGGAUCGAAUCGCCCACCUCAAUCCCACGCUCAACGCAGUCAUCCAGCUCAACCCCGACGCUCUUGCCCUGGCCGAUGAGGCAGACGCACAGAGGCGGCAAAGCAGCGCAGUUGCUCAGGGGCUCCAUGGAAUCCCAGUGCUGCUCAAGGACUCCAUCGCCACUGCCGAUAGGAUGGGCACCACUGCGGGCUCUCUGGCCUUACUGGGCUCCAAAGUUCCUCGGGACGCUGGCAUUGUGGCCAGGCUCCGGAGGGCCGGAGCGAUCAUUCUUGGCAAGACCAACCUCAGCGAAUGGAUGAACUUUCGAUCCACAAACUCCACCAGCGGCUGGAGUGCGCUUGGCGGUCAGACAAAGAAUCCUUACAAUCUGGACGAAAGCCCGUGCGGAUCCAGCAGUGGCUCCGCGGUGGCGGUAGCUGCCAACAUGGUUUCGGUCUCGGUAGGGACCGAGACGGAUGGAUCGAUCCUCUGCCCCUCAAGCGUGAAUGCGGUGGUGGGAAUCAAGCCCACGGUCGGCCUCACAAGCCGAGCUGGCGCCAUCCCAAUCUCGCACACCCAGGAUACGGUCGGGCCGAUUUGCCGGAGCGUGGCGGAUGCCGUGGCGGUGCUGGACGCCAUAGCCGGAGCCGACCCGAGAGACCGGCAAACUCUAUUCAUUUCUAAAUACAUUCCUCGGGGAGGAUACAAGCAGUUCUUGAGGCGGAAUGGGCUUCGCGGUAAGCGGCUUGGCAUUGCUCGCGUUCCUUUCUUUCAAGGAAUCCGGGAGGACACGAUUGCCGCCGUAGAGAAGAUGAUCUCAAUCGCCAAAUCUCGUGGAGCGGUGAUUGUCGAGAACUUGACGCUCCCGCACGCAGAUGAGACCCUCUCGGGCGUGAGCGAGGAUCUGGUUCUUCUUACGAAUUUCAAGGUGGAGCUCAACCAGUACCUUGCUCAGCUCGUCAAGAGCCAGGUCCGGAGCCUCGAGGACGUGAUCAAGUUCAACAUCCAGCACGCUGACAAGGAGAUGAAGCUCUUUGGCCAAGAAACGUUCCUCGAGUCACAGGCAACCAAAGGCACGCAUUCAAAGGACUACAAGGAGGCCGUCAAACGAAAUCAGUUCCUCACAAAGCACGGGAUUGAUCAUCUUUUUGAGACGCACAAGCUGGAUGCGCUGAUCGGAGCAAUGCCAUCUCUCAUGACUGCUCCUGCGGCGAUUGCUGGCUAUCCUGCCAUCACCAUUCCUGCGGGAUACGUCUCCUCCACGGGCGUUCCAUUUGGAAUUGGAAUUCUGGGAAGCAAAGGCUCUGAACCAACUCUUAUAGAGAUUGCUUUUGACUUGGAGCAGGCAACCCUUGUCCGGAAACCUCCACCUUCGAUGUAAAUAGUUCGUGGAUUUCAUGCUGUGUAGAACUUCAAUGCUGGAGUUUACGGGAUAGAAUGUUUCUAAGCAAGGAUGAUAUAUACAACGUGGUUUUCACGAUCAAGUUCCGUCACUAA
Messenger RNA from Selaginella moellendorffii, 1681 nucleotides. Its product is annotated as probable amidase At4g34880. Bases 57 to 1565 code for a protein of 502 amino acids. The record is from RefSeq and is a predicted model, not a curated record. Lineage: Eukaryota; Viridiplantae; Streptophyta; Lycopodiopsida; Selaginellales; Selaginellaceae. The transcript has 5 exons.